Molecule: messenger RNA, 895 nt
Organism: Leopardus geoffroyi (Geoffroy's cat)
Lineage: Eukaryota; Metazoa; Chordata; Mammalia; Carnivora; Felidae
Gene: CE1H17orf107
Product: chromosome E1 C17orf107 homolog
Exons: 4
Coding region: 189-872 (227 amino acids)
Source: RefSeq, a predicted model, not a curated record
UUGAGCACGAUGACGCAAUUCAUGACGAUGAUCGUGGCGACCACCAUGACGAAGAUGAGGUACCUGCGGAGCCCGCCGCGCGUGACCCCACUGCGGCCCGCGGCCCGGCCUGUGACCUCACAAACGACCCUCUCCGGCGGCGGGACCGGACGCGUGCCCCGGUGGCCCUCCUUCCGCCGCCGCCGGCCAUGCAGGGGACCCCCAGCUCCCUGGAGACCCUGCUGUGGGUCUACCACUUCCACAGCUCCACGGAGGUGGCCCUGCAGCCCCCGCUCCUGUCCUCCCUGGAACUCGCUGUGGCCGCGGCCCAUGAAUUUCUGGAGCAGAAGUUCAGGGAGCUCGAGUCCCUGGAGUCGCAGCGGCCGCAUGCCCCGAAGCCCACCCUGGGGCUGGUGCUGAGAGAAGCCGCGGCCAGCGUCGUGAGCUUCGGCGCCACCUUGUUCGAGAUCUCCGCCCUGUGGCUGCAGCAGGAGGUGCGGCGGCUGGACGGCGGCGCCGGCAGCUCGGGCCCAGCCCGGAGCGCCGGGGAUCCGGGCGGAGCGCUGGCCCGGAUGGCCCGGGCCGCGGUCCGGGGGGCGCGGCACGCGGGGGCAGCGGCUGGCACUAGCGCCCGGCUCGCACUGCAGGGGGCGUGGCUGUGCCUGUGCGGGCGGGGCCUGCAGGGGUCCGCCUCCCUCCUGGAGCAGUGGCGACGUCAGCUGGGCCUGGGGACCCCCGGGGAACAGAGAUACUCUGGAGACCUCCAGGUGGCAUCCAGUGGCAGCGCGGAGAACGGGGGACCAGAGAGCGCGGAGAACGGGGGAUCAGAGAGCGCGGAGAACGGGGGACCAGAGAACCCACCGCCGCCGCAGCCCGGCCCCGCGUUCCAAUAAAGCCUGGACGGGACCGACCCAGA